Myripristis murdjan (pinecone soldierfish) is the source of this 3408-nucleotide messenger RNA. RefSeq names its product TNF receptor-associated factor 2-like. Gene Ontology annotation, cellular component: cytosol; plasma membrane signaling receptor complex; cytoplasmic side of plasma membrane. The record is from RefSeq and is a predicted model, not a curated record. Gene Ontology annotation, biological process: regulation of apoptotic process; tumor necrosis factor-mediated signaling pathway; positive regulation of canonical NF-kappaB signal transduction. Gene Ontology annotation, molecular function: tumor necrosis factor receptor binding; ubiquitin-protein transferase activity; zinc ion binding. The coding region runs from base 51 to 1838 and encodes 595 amino acids. The transcript is spliced from 11 exons. NCBI's taxonomy places the organism in Eukaryota, Metazoa, Chordata, Actinopteri, Holocentriformes, Holocentridae.
GAGCGAUGACAGCGUAGACAAACCGCAGGUCUGACAUAUGAACAGACACCAUGGCCACACAGGAACCCUCCCCUCCCUCAUCGAUGGAGAGCAACAAGCCCGGCUUCCCCAAGAAAAUUUUGGCCAACAAGCUGGAGGACAAGCACCUGUGCAACUGCUGUAAUAAUAUCCUCCGAAGACCAUUUCAAGCCCAGUGUGGACAUCGCUUCUGUUCCUACUGCUUCAACAGGACUGUGAGUAAUGGACCUCAGAAAUGCAAUGCCUGUAUUAAAGAGGAUCUUUUUGAGGAGCCUACGUCAAUUUUGAAACAAGGAUGUGCAUUUCCUGAUAAUGCAGCUCGCCGGGAAGUUGAAAACUUAGCGGCUGUUUGUGUCAAUGAAAGUUGCACUUGGAAAGGCACUAUAAAAGAGUAUGAGCUGAACCAUGAGGGGAAAUGUGAGUUUAUGAUCAUCCCCUGUCCUUCCUGUAAAGAACGAAUCCGCUUCAAUGAACAAGAACGCCAUAACGAGCGAGAGUGCCCAGAGAGAACACUCAACUGCAAGUACUGCAAGGAGCCAUUUCACUUCAAAAACAUCAAGGCACAUGACGAGAUAUGUCCCAAGUACCCAAUGAUCUGUGAAGGCUGUGCCAAGAAGAAAAUACCAAGAGAAAAGUAUGUGGACCAUAUUAAGUUCUGCAGCAAAUUCAGAACUCCAUGUCGAUUUCAUGUUGUGGGAUGCGAUAUGUCUGUGGAGAAGGAAAAGAUCCAUGACCAUGAGCGUGCCUGUGCCUACGAGCACCUCAACCUGUUGCUGCAUUACAUCAUGGGCAUGAAAGUGAGCAUGGAGGGCCUGCAGCCCCAGGGACUGGAAGUAGCUGGACACAAACUGGUGGAACUCCACCAGUCCCUCAGGGAGCUCGAGGCCAGAGUCUCCCAGCUCAGCACCACCUCCUCUGGGCCUCCCGUGCAGGGGGCCGCCUCCUCCUCAUCCUCCAGCUCUGGUCCCCCUGGUCCACCUGUUUCAGCUCCAUUGCCCCCUCCUCCCACCCUGGCUCCUACUCUCUCUGUGUCUACCUCCUUCACACCCCUCCCCAGCUCAGUCGGUGCCGCUUUGGAGCUCCAGCUGCACAGCGAGAAAGCCAAAGUGGCUGAGUUGGGCCGUAGGUGUGCAGACCUCGAAGUGAAGGCUGGCACAUUUGAGAAUGUGGUGUGUGUCCUCAAUAGAGAGGUGGAGAGGUUUGCCACCACCAUGGAAGCCAGCAACCGCCAACACAGACUGGACCAGGAUAAGAUUGAGGCACUAAGUAAUAAGGUGCGACAGCUGGAGAGGACGGUGGGGCUGAAGGACCUGACGGUUGCUGAGAUGGAGGGGCGGCUGAGGGAAAUGUCUGCCACAACCUUUGAUGGUGUAUUUGUGUGGAGGAUCUCAGAUUUUACUAAGAAAAGACAGGACGCCAUCGCAGGUCGAGCACCUGCCAUGUUCUCACCAGCUUUCUACACCAGUAAAUAUGGUUAUAAGAUGUGUCUGCGGAUCUAUCUGAAUGGAGAUGGGACAGGGCGUGGCAGCCACUUGUCCUUGUUCUUUGUGGUAAUGAGGGGACUGAGUGAUGCUCUGCUCAAAUGGCCUUUCAACCAGAAGGUGACUCUGAUGCUGCUGGAUCAGAGUAACCGGGAGCACAUCAUCGACGCCUUCCGGCCUGAUGUCACCUCCUCCUCCUUCCAGAGACCGGUUAGUGAGAUGAACAUCGCGAGCGGGUGUCCCCUCUUCUGCCCGCUUUCCAAGCUCGACGCCAAGAACUCCUACAUCCGCGAUGACACCAUCUUCAUCAAGGCAAUCGUAGAUCUCACGGGCCUCUAGAUGGUUACACAGCGUGGCAGGGUUAGGCAGCAGGGCAGCACUCUGGCCAUUAAGGCUCCACUUUGGCUAAAUUUUGGACCCUUUAGGGCUCUGUUCAGGCAUCUUACCGCCACCCUACAGCUGUAGGGAGGCAAGCGUGCUUGCGACUGUGUGCUGCAUGCGGCUGCGGUUUGCUCAAUCCAGGAGGCUCGGGCUUUGUCCAAACCGGUGGUCUCUGAGGGAGAAUCUCUGUCAUUGCUGUACAUUUUGGGUGCAACAGUAAUUUCUUUCCUUCUUUUUUGGUCCUUUUUUGACAUCACAGCAGCGAUGUUACUUUAGCUCUGCACAGUUUACAGUAGAGACACCUGAACAGGCACCAGUGCAGCAUGGUCAGAGCGACGUCGAGCAGAACCAGAGAUGUCAAACUGAACAGUACGGGAAGGAGUGAAACGAGUGACCGGCAUCUUUUUACCUCGUGCUGUAGAAGACUUGAGGUCUUGGAUUGUAGUUGUUAGAACAUGAGUGUAGAUUGCGCUUAGUUAACGAUGUGGUCAUUUUCAUGUCAGUGCAGAGAGCUGGCAAAAUGCUUAUACUAGAGUUAGAGUGUGGCUUGAUGCAAAGUAUUUGCUUUUUCUCGCCAGUUUGAUUGUGGAUAUUGUGAGCUUCUCAAUGCCAUUGUUGAGUAAAUUUGCAUAGACAAACGUGGAGUUAUGUUAUGAAUAAGAUUACAGGCCUUUUUGCGCUAAGUGCAUGCAGCUAGAAUUAAUUGGCCUUUUAAGUGUAAAAUUGCUCCUUUUUUCCAUUGAGCUUUAUGAAGGUUCCCUGUUUGUUGUUGAACUUGUUAGUGAAUUAGCCCUCCGUGAUGGUGGACAUUGCCUGCAUGUCUUUGGAUUCAGGCAUUUUACAUGUAAAGUCAGUGUUGCAUAUGUGUCACUAUUAGGGGUUGGCGGUUUUGAUUGGUGGUUCGGUACAUCUGUGGAAGAUACAGUGGAGUUAUCAGAGAGUCAGGGCAGCUUGCCAAUCAAGCCUGAAGCAUAAGACAUACAUGUGGUUUUGUCUCUGACAAACACACAAAGCUGGAGUUUUCCCCAGGAUAUGCUCAGUAGCUCACAUCUCAACACAUAGUACUGUGCCCCACCACAGAUGGAGGUUAAUACAGAUUCCAUGAAAUGAAGGAAUUGUUUGUUCCUUGUUUUCUGUCCAUAUACAGUGUAUAUGUGUUUCUGCUGCUCUAAGAUAGAAUACUGAUGUGAAUCAAAUAAAUGUCGAUGCAAAUAUUUAUGAGUUGAACAUGUAGUUGAGGGGGUUGAGAGGCCGAGAGACGACGGAACGGAAACAAGAGAUUGUAAAACUUGGUUGUUGGUCACAGGUCAUUGUUGACAUUGCAGAUUGAUUUUUAACGCAGCGCUGGAGAAAUCUCUUUAAACCUCAGUGUUUUCUAUUGUCAUGAUGUCACUGAUUUUUCAAUGAGGCACCACAAGUCAUACUGACACAAAGGCGACCGUUUUGCCAAAUCUGAGUAUACCUGAAUAACUGAGAUGCUUUUUUUUUUUUUUUUUUUUUUUUUUUUUUUUUUGUAUUUUUUCUAUGU